Molecule: messenger RNA, 790 nt
Organism: Racocetra persica
Lineage: Eukaryota; Fungi; Glomeromycota; Glomeromycetes; Diversisporales; Gigasporaceae
Source: the annotation of a GenBank genome assembly
ACAAAAUGAUGAUACCUACUUCUACAUUCUUUUACAAAAAAUUAGAUAUGGUAUCAUAGACGAACAAGUUUGGAAUGUAUUAUCACAAAAAUUACUAGAAACCAUCCAAUCACCCCAACUAGACACAAAUCUCAAUACCACUCACAUAGUAGGUUAUCGCAAAACUGCCAAAUUAAUCAAUAGAACAAUUUGCACCUCAAUCCCCACCCACGAAGAUAAGAUCCUAAUUUCUGACUGUGUCGAUAUCAUAGACAAUCAAAUAUUUCCUACCAAUUCAAGACGUCAUGAAUUCGCAAAUAAAACAAAUCUUCCUAGUACUAUUAGAAUUCAACCUGGAGCAAGAGUCAUGUUUUUGAACAAUUCCCAAUACAGACACCGCAUAGCCAAUGGUACCGUAGGCAUUGUAACAGAUCUCAAUUUACAAAUUGGCCUGGUGUAUGUCAGUUUCUGUGUUGAAGGAGCAAUUAUUAAUACUUUGUUCACUAAAUACACCCACAACUUUUAUCUUAAUAGCUUACCUGCUAGUCACACACAAUACCCCAUACAAAAUGCAUUCGCUCUUACGAUAUACAAAACACAAGGAUUAACAAUUCCUGAUAUAUCUCUAAACUUAGAUAAUCAAAUCUUCGAGUAUGUACAAGCCUAUGUAGCAUUAAGCCGCUGCAUGAAAUGGGAACAUGUAAAAAUCCAAUCAAUUGAUCAUGAUGCAUUUAUUGUUGAUCGAUCAAUGACCGAUGAAUAUGAACGACUAGAAUCCAAAGCACUUGAACCAUUACCACUAAAUAGAUAA